AUGAUCAAUGAAGUGAUAGAUCUUGCUCAAGCUGGCUGUAUGCCAGGUAGAAAUAUUUCUGAUAACAUACUGCUGGCAACUGAGCUCAUUAAAGGUUAUAACACAAAGCACAUCUCUCCUAGAUGUAUGAUGAAAGUUGAUCUCAAAAAGGCAUAUGAUUCUAUUGAAUGGCCUUUUCUCCAGAUGAUGAUGAAUAAAUUGGGUUUUCCCUCCAGAUUCAUUAAUUGGGUUAUGGCUUGUGUUUCUUCAGUGUCUUUCUCCAUUUUGAUCAAUGGGGCUCCCUGUAAGCCAUUUAAGGCCAAGAAGGGAUUGAGACAAGGGGACCCAAUGUCCCCUUUUCUAUUUGCAAUUGGCAUGGAGUACUUAUCUAGGUGUUUGGGCAGCCUCAAACACAAUCCAGAUUUCAAUUUCCACCCCAGAUGUGAGAGGCUUCACAUCACUCAUCUGAUGUUUGCAGAUUAUCUCUUGAUGUUUGCUAGAGCAGAUGCUAGUUCCUUGUAG
Molecule: messenger RNA, 501 nt
Organism: Beta vulgaris subsp. vulgaris (sugar beet)
Lineage: Eukaryota; Viridiplantae; Streptophyta; Magnoliopsida; Caryophyllales; Amaranthaceae
Product: secreted RxLR effector protein 78-like
Exons: 1
Coding region: 1-501 (166 amino acids)
Source: RefSeq, a predicted model, not a curated record